AUGUCCAAUUCAGACCUCCUGCGUUAUUCCAAGCAGUGUUCUCCAACUUCAGGGGGAACCAUGCUAUCAGGGAGUGAAGAUGAGCCAACGGAUAAUGGUGAUGAGGACUUGGAAGAUGGCUUAAUUGAACCACCAGAAAUGUAUAAGAAAGACAGGGGAAGGGCGAAAUCUCUGCCCGCAUACCCGGAGCAGGCUAUGCUUUUUGAAGAAAUAGCCAAUAACGGCCGAAAACGGGUGAAGUUCGCAGACUCCAUGGGGCUUGAUUUGGCAAGCGUGAAGCACUUCAGCACAUCAGAAGACCCGAAAAUCCCUUCCAAGGUAUUGUCGAGAUUGCAGAGCUUUCCCCCUCAACCACAGGACCGAGAGUAUACAAUUGGGAACCUGUGCGUAAACUUAAAAUCUACCUUGACCAUGGACCGUCUCAUCCCAACUUUCAAGAUGCCAGUUGAGUCUGAUGAUUUUGAAACCACGGUAUUGCAGCGCCACGUCAACCUGGAGAAGGUGACCAUCACUCAGUUUGACAUCCGUGGGCAGAUUCGGACGAAUACUCAAAACUGUUGCAAGAGGGAAGUUGGUGUGAGGUACACAUUCAACGAGUGGCUCUCUUUCGUGGACGCGCAGGCGAUACCCAUGCCCGUGGAUGAGAAUAUUGUCGGUGAGCGUUAUUCCUUUACCAUAUUCACACCUCCAUUCCUAGACCCAUCUUCCUCUGUGCACUUCGCCGUGUACAUCAGGAAUGACCAGGGCGAGUUUUGGGAUAACAACUAUGGUCAAAACUAUACCUUCAAGUAUCACUGUACAUGUAUGCCGACCUACGAGAGCGUAGCAUUCCAUGCAACCUGA
This is a messenger RNA of Coregonus sp. 'balchen', 843 nucleotides long. Lineage: Eukaryota; Metazoa; Chordata; Actinopteri; Salmoniformes; Salmonidae. The record is from the annotation of a GenBank genome assembly.